GUCGAGUAGAUCAAAAAAGUUACAUCGUCGUUAUAUUGAUCUUGGGAACUAUCGAUUUAAUGUCUUCAAUUAUUUUACGGUGAUGUUGAAUGAAUUUGAAAAUAUUAAAAUUGAAGAUAUAUCAGAAAGUAAUGAUGAAUUUGAAAAUAUUAAAAUUGAAGAUAUAUCAGAAA
This is a messenger RNA of Racocetra persica, 173 nucleotides long. The record is from the annotation of a GenBank genome assembly. NCBI's taxonomy places the organism in Eukaryota, Fungi, Glomeromycota, Glomeromycetes, Diversisporales, Gigasporaceae.